GCUGCUGAGUCGAAGCGCUUCACCAACAGCCCGAGAACGCAGCAGCAGCGAAUCCACGGCUGCAAGUUUUGAUGAGAACGAUUUUGGUGCCGUCGAUGAGUGCCAGUGAAGCGGGGACUCGGUGCUGAAGACGCAGGGGAACAAGUCUGGUUUUGCGGUUCCCCAUCUAACCGAGAAACAUGAAAGUCCUAGUGUGCGUGGUGGUGUUCCUGAUCGCGUCCACCUAUGCGCAGGGGGGUAAGAAGUCUGAUGAGCCGUGCAAUGGGCGAGACUGCAGCAGAGGAUGCCAGUGCAACCCAGAGAAGGGCAGUCGGGGUCGUCCCGGGCCGUUGGGCGAGGUGGGCCCCAGCGGAGCAGAGGGGCCUCGGGGAGGGCCCGGUCACUCAGGACCCAAAGGAGAGAAGGGCCACAUCGGACUAAAGGGGCCAUCUGGGCCCAAAGGAGACAAGGGACCUAUGGGCGUGCCCGGCUUUUCAGGAAAUGAUGGUGUACCUGGCCAUCCCGGCGCUGAUGGUCCCAGAGGUCCCCCAGGUCUUGAUGGCUGUAAUGGGACAAGGGGCGAGCCUGGGGAUCCCGGCUAUGGCAUCGGACCUCCCGGAACUCCGGGACCUGCUGGAAUAGUUGGACCCAAAGGACAGAAGGGAGAGCCUGUGUACAUCUCUGACAGCAGCGUCACGGGUGUACCAGGUUUUCCAGGACCCGAUGGCCCACCUGGAUUACGUGGUCUUGAUGGUGGACCUGGAUCACCUGGACCAAUUGGUCCCACUGGAUAUCCUGGCCCACCUGGUCCCCCCGGUCCCCCAGGCCCGAUGGGAAGCCACGGUGAAGGAUAUUGGGGAGAGAAAGGAGAUAAGGGUGACGUUGGUCUUCCUGGUCCAAGCGGCUCUACUGGCGAUGAACCUUUAGUCAGCGAACAGACUCUCACUAUUUAUAAAGGAGACAGGGGUGACCCAGGCCCUAAGGGAGUCCGUGGCUUUCCUGGUAGCCCUGGACGACCUGGACCAUUUGGAUAUCGUGGAUUGGUUGGAGAGAAAGGAAUACCGGGAUAUCCAGGCGCACGAGGCCCACCUGGUUUUAAUGGCCCUCCUGGUUCUCCAGGUCAGCAGGGAUACAGUGGCAAUCCAGGCUAUUCAGGUGCCCCAGGAAUUCCCGGAGGCAAGGGAGAGCAGGGAGAACCUGGACUUCCAGGACCCCCAGCAUAUGUCAGUGAUUUUGGUACUGCUGUUCAAGGUCCACCUGGUGACAAUGGCCUUCCUGGGAUCCCUGGCUCCCGCGGCGACCAAGGUCCUCCAGGAUUUCCAGGCCUUCCCGGAGUUCCAGGAACCUUUACAGGAACUGGAGCACGUGGAGCCCCAGGUUUUCCCGGUACACCAGGUCCAAAGGGAGAGAAGGGCAACCCUGGCAGCCCGAGCUAUGGUCCAGAGGGUCAGCCUGGUACCCCUGGACUACAAGGACAACCCGGACCUCCUGGACCUGCUGGACCCUCCGGAUUCAAUCAGCCCUGCAUCAUCUAUCCUAACGGACAACCAGGACCUGAUAGUGAUAGAGGUUCUUUCCCAGGACAGCCUGGACUGCCGGGGGCUAGAGGAGAGCCAGGGAGUCCUGGGUUUUAUGGAGUCAAAGGUGAGGUUGGAGACUGUGCCUGUGCUGGGGGCGGAGUACCAGGGAUACCAGGUGCUGAGGGACCACCCGGACCUACCGGGAGCUCUGGGUUUCCUGGAGCAAAGGGAGAGCCCGGAGACGGAGGAGCGCCGGGAUUCAACGGACUUCAAGGACCUCCAGGCCCAGCUGGACCUCGGGGUGGACCCGGACGUAAAGGAGAGAAGGGUACUUCAUAUUAUCCCAGUCAGGGUUUGGGAGUGAAGGGCGAGAUCGGAGCCCCAGGACCCAGAGGACCAACCGGAGAGACGGGAAAACCAGGCAGAGACGGACUACCCGGUUUCCCUGGAGCCCCCGGACCUCCAGGCGAUGCUGGUUUUGGCACAGUUGGUGAAAAGGGUUUCCCUGGAUUCCCGGGUCCUAAGGGUCUUCCUGGAGGUCCCGGAGAGCCAGGAGGAGGCUACGCAGGGACCCCCGGAUACAGAGGCGAGCCUGGAGACCCCGGUAUCCCUGGUCUGCCUGGAGCACCCGGUUUCCCUGGAGAGAAAGGCACCAAUCUUCCCUGCACUAUUCCCGGAGAGCCUGGGGAGCCUGGCUAUCCUGGUGUCCCAGGACGACCAGGGCCGAAGGGGCAGCCUGGUCUCAAUGGAAAUGCAGGGCGUCCUGGUUUUGAUGGAGCAAAAGGAGAAAGGGGAGACGCAGGUUACGGAGGCCAACCAGGACCACAAGGUUUCCCUGGACCCAGAGGAGACCCCGGUAUUCCAGGUGUACCAGGGACUAGUUUCAAUGGUGCCCGUGGGAAAGAUGGUCUACCUGGUAUUCCUGGAGCGAAGGGCCAACCUGGAGAUGUGCUGGGAGCAACCCCGGGACAACCCGGGAACAACGGCUUUCCUGGGGCCCCUGGAGACAAGGGCCUGCCUGGUACACCCGGAGGACCUGGAGCACCUGGCUUGGAUGGGCGUAAUGGUGUUCCUGGGUUGAAGGGAGAGCGAGGAGUGGAUGGUGCUCCAGGUUUACCCGGAGCUCAGGGACCUCCAGGAGAAUACACAGGAGGGGUCCCGGGACGAAGAGGAGAACCUGGCCCCAAAGGACUGGGCGGACCCCCAGGUUACCCUGGCCGUAAAGGAGAGAGGGGAGAUCCAGGAUUCCAGGGCCCCUCUGGUAUGAAGGGCACCCCAGGUCUGACCGGCAUCCCUGGGAUACCCGGACCCCAAGGACCCCCCGGACUUCCAGGACCUGGCACUGUUCCUGGCAUCCCUGGAAUACCAGGCGUCAAGGGUGAGAGAGGUUUCCCAGGUCUAAUGGGUUUCCCUGGUAUUCCUGGUCGUCCGGGAUCUCCUGGUUUUCCAGGUGGGAAGGGUUUUCCUGGAGACCCCGGAAGAAAUGGACUACCUGGAAGCCCUGGAUUCACUGGAACAAAAGGUGAGAGAGGGUACCCCGGCCUCCCUGGUGUUCCUGGUGUGGCCCUUGCCUCGAGCGUGAUCAAGGGAGACUACGGAACCCCCGGCAUCAGCGGUUUACCUGGAUUCACUGGACCCAGAGGUGACAAAGGUCUGCCGGGUCUGCCUGGUCGGCAGGGUUUACCUGGACUUCCUGGUUUUGCGGAGCAGAGUAAGGGUCUUCCCGGAGUUCCUGGUCUUCCUGGGAUACCGGGAACACCAGGCUUCCCCGGACCCAAGGGAGAGGGUGGCAUUAACGGCUUCCCUGGUGUAGCUGGAUCAAGGGGUGAUGAUGGUGCUUUUGGUUUGCCUGGUAAUCCUGGAGAGCCUGGUCGCCCUGGUGCUAAAGGUCUUCCCGGAGAUACUUAUGGUGGUUAUCCAGGAAGCCCUGGAGCCAAAGGACUCCCUGGAGACGCAGGCUACUCAGGAGGCCGUGGACUGGAUGGAGCUCGUGGAGAUGACGGGUUUCCAGGAAGUCCAGGAUUCUCUGGACCCAAGGGCCAGCCUGGAGAACCCGGGCGCCCUGGAAUAACAGGUUCCCCUGGUUUUCCCGGACCCAAGGGUCUUCAGGGAUACCCAGGACCGAGAGGCUCAGACGGGUUACCUGGAGGUCCGGGUGGGCCUGGAGGACCUGGAGCUAAAGGUUUACCUGGUUCCCCUGGUUUGGAUGGACUCAAUGGACUCCCAGGACCUAAAGGACUUGCGGGAACACCAGGUACUAGCUUAGGUGGUCGUCCUGGAUCUCCAGGUAUCCCUGGAUCGAAGGGAGAAAGAGGCGUGUCUUUCCCAGGAAUUCCAGGAUUCAAUGGGGCUAAAGGAGAAAGAGGAGCACCAGGUGGUCCCGGACUGCCAGGUUUCCCUGGUCGCCCUGGUCCUCCUGGUCCCACUUCUUUGUCCAGUGCCGUGGGUCCACUCGGAGAUCCUGGUCUGCCUGGUUUGGAUGGAGAAUAUGGUUUCCAGGGCCCCCCUGGCCCCCCUGGUCCCCCUGGCCCAGGCACCUCUCAGGGGGACAGAGGUGAUUCCGGUCUCCCUGGCUUCCCUGGAACUCCAGGACCUAAAGGAGAGCCUGGUUUUCCUGGAGGCCCUGGUGCCCCUGGUAAUUCUGGGUUCAAAGGAGAGAGAGGUGAGCCUGGAUUCAGCGGUGGUCCUGGUCGGAAAGGAUUUUCUGGAGAUCCUGGAUAUUACGGAGGAAAAGGACCAAAAGGAUUCAGAGGUCCCCCUGGUCGUAAGGGUCCCCCUGGUUUCACCCUCCCAGGACCCCCUCCCAUUGGGCUCCAGUAUGGAGACAUGGGUGUGGCUGGAGAGUCCGGAGGUUCUGGAAUACCUGGCGAGCCUGGUCAGCCUGGCAUGCCCGGACGCCCAGGUCCAAAGGGGCGUCCCGGUUCCGUGGGCAGACUGGGCAGACCCGGGUCUCCUGGUUCCCCUGGUUUCCUCGGUGACGCUGGACCUCCUGGAUUCCCUGGACCAACUGGAGAGCAAGGUUUCCCUGGAGCUGCUGGACGUCCCGGAUCCCCUGGAGCAGUGGGCCGUAGUUACAGUAUUGGGUACACGAUGGUGAAGCACAGCCAGAACUCCCAGAUCCCCAUGUGUCCCCAGGGCAUGGCCAAACUGUGGGACGGCUACAGUUUGCUCUAUGUGGAGGGACAGGAGAAGGCACACAACCAGGAUCUAGGUCAGCCGGGCUCAUGUCUACCUCGCUUCAGUACCAUCCCAUUCCUGUACUGCUCUCCGAACGAGGUGUGUUACUACGCCAGCCGCAAUGACAAGUCCUACUGGCUCUCCACCACCGCCCCCAUCCCAAUGAUGCCUGUGGCUGAAGACCAGAUACGGCCCUACAUCAGCAGGUGUGCUGUGUGUGAAGCUCCGUCCCAGGCUGUCGCGGUCCACAGUCAGGACACCACCAUCCCCAACUGCCCCUCGGGCUGGAGGAGUCUCUGGAUCGGAUACUCAUUCCUCAUGCACACUGCAGCCGGGGCAGAGGGUGGUGGGCAGUCCCUGGUAUCUCCCGGCUCGUGUCUUGAGGACUUCAGGGCGACACCUUUCAUCGAAUGCAACGGAGCCAAAGGAACGUGCCACUACUUUGCCAACAAGUACAGCUUCUGGCUUACCACGGUCGACCCGCGAGAGGAGUUUGUCUUCUCUCCCAAUCCGGACACUCUGAAGGGAGGCCAGGAGCGCUCCAAGGUUAGCCGCUGUCAAGUCUGCAGCAAGAUCUUGUAGUACCGGGAGUGACCACAAGGGGAGACGUUCAAGAACAAGUGACUGAAAAUGGCCGACAUCUUUGUGGUGAUGUUCGCUGUUAGGAGUGAAUGGGCGAAGAGAAUUCAAUAUGAGAAAAGUUACACUGCAAAGAGAAAUUGUUAGUUAAAAUGACUCAAAAUUCAAAUAUUUGUUUUGUUUUGAGUAGUUUUGACAAGUUUGGACUGUAUUUGUGAGUGGGUCCAGAUGAUAACUGAAGGUACUUUUAUUAUAUAUAGUAAUGUUGUUACAAUGCUACAAUUUCAAACUUGUUUCGAUACAAAAUUAUCAUUUUAAGCUCUUUUUCAUUACAAUAUUGUAAUUUUUAACAAGUAAUGGUAUUUGUUUAUUAUACCAUGCUGUCUUCUGAUAAAUGAAACUAUUCAGGAGAGGUCACAUUUGAAGCAGUUAUGUCUUUUUUUUUUUUUAGUAUCGAUAUCUGCUCAAAUGAGUAUCUAAUUAGGAUACAAUUUCUAAUAUAGAUUAGUAUCUGAUUUUCGAUACUUUUUAGUAUCUGAUUUUUGAUCAUUUUGAUUUUCCUAAUUCAAAAAAUUUAUCUUCCAGAUUGUAGUCUAAUUUUUUUGCCAUCUGCAUGUCUCCAUAGAGAUCUUGGAAGGCUCCACAGUAUGGCAUUAAACAUUUCUAUUUUUCAUUUAUUUAAUUAAAGGUGUUUUUCAUGUGAAAAGAAAUACCUGGAAAAAAAAAACAUUCUUUACUGUAUGGACUGUUACUUGGCCUGGUGGCAUCACCGACUUGUCUUCAUGGAGAUGGAAAAAUUUAACGUCAUACUGUAGAAUAUUUUAGGCAAAUAACUAACAUCUCCAUAAAAACAAGGUGGUUGCGAAUCCUCCACCAGGAAAUUUAUGUAGUGCAACUUUAACUGAAUCUAAAUACUUAAAAUCAAGAUUGAUAUCCUGAAUUCAAGCCAUUUUAACUACUGGUCUUCUUUGCAGUGAAUGUGACUUGUCUCGAUUAUCACUGACGAUGGUGCUAUUGUUUUAAAUGUCUUAAAUGUGUUUAAUUUUGUGUUUUUCUUUUGGUUUUGGCGAGCCUUGUUCUCGGCUACCUCGGAGAGUAUCACCCCUUUUGCGUAGCACUGUAUCAUCUGCAAACUCACAACACAGAAAAUCUGAAUGACCAGACCUCAGUUCUUAAAUCAGUUUGUUUAAUUAAGAGUAGAUGUGUAAGUUAGUCCAUCUUUACUCUUUGUAAUCCCAUGUAAUUUAAAGUGGGACAAAACACUGUAUAUACACUAUAUUUUGUCUCCAUAGAGAUGUUGGAAUGUUCCACAGCACGGCAUUGGUAUGGCACAGAUAAAUCUUGUAUUUAUUCAAUUACUGGUGUUUUUAUCACUCAAAACUACCUUGAAAAAGAAGCAUCAGUGGAGAAGCGAGAUCUUACCUAUAACUUAGCCUACUGGCACCAUCAGCUUGUCUUUAUAGAGAUGGAUUGAUAAGGAGAUAGAUAAGUACCAAACUGUGGAACAUUCCUGGCAAAAAAUAUGAUCUCCAUGGAAAUAAGUAGGUGGCAGACCCUCCACCAGAAAAGCUGUAUAGUGUGACUUUAAAACUAUAGUAAGUAAGUAUUGACAUUGUAGCUCCUGUGAAUGAAAUGAACUGUCAAGCUUGAUAAUUGGUCCAAUUCAUAUUUUCUACUAGCUUUCAUGUGGGUAUUUUUGUAUCAAACCAUUUCUUUAUUUCUGAUUCUGAUAACUCUACAACUUUCUACCAGUUCAGUAUUUUUGCCACAUUUGGUGCUACAUCCAUCACCAACUGCAAGCACUUUCCUGCCUAAAUCAUCACUCGCAGUCUGUCAAAUGGACCAAACCAUUCUUUACUAUUGCACUGAUGUGAACUGCUACUACUAAGUCAAUUACCACUUCAUUUUUUCACGUUUUCUCUGAGAUUUUUAUUACAAAAUGUUUUUCCAACCAAGAUCAAGAAGGAUACUUUUCAUUCAACUCACUUCACCCCUGUUUUCAAUUGUUUAUUAUUGCUGUACAUAAAGCUUGAAAAAACAUUAUAUUUGAACAAAAAUAUGUGACGUUUAAAUACAAUUGUAAACUUGGGGAUUUCCUGUUUUUCUCUUGUGGAUAAAAAUACCAAACACAUUUGUACUUGCAUGUUGUUGGAGAUUAUAACCACUAUGACCACUGCAUCUCACCUCUCUGCUGGUAGCCCCACUUACUUCCUUAGUUUUAUUUUCAUUUUGUCUGCAUAUGUUGCUUUUGUAAUCUAGAUUGUAAUUAUUUUACCUAAGUCCUAAUACUUUCAUAUAUAACAGAGAGGGGUGGGAAAAGAAUAUGAUUUGUACAUUAAAUAUUGUUAUGAAAUGUCUUUAGGAUUAUGUUUUAUAUGGCGAGUAUAGCCUGAUCAUUUUACAUACAUCAAAACAGUUUCUAUUUUUGGACUAGUGUUAGCUUUAUAUUCAAAACCAAAACAUCUGGAGCAAGUGCCUGGAGUAACACAAAGUAUUCCUCAAAUGUUUUCCUCAAAGAGGAUCGAUGAUAAAAAUGAAUAAAUCUAUAACAUGAUACUGCAAUGUGUAUUUCUGUGCUCACAUUCAAAAUAAAGUCUGAAAAUUAA
Molecule: messenger RNA, 7861 nt
Organism: Periophthalmus magnuspinnatus
Lineage: Eukaryota; Metazoa; Chordata; Actinopteri; Gobiiformes; Gobiidae
Gene: col4a6
Product: collagen, type IV, alpha 6
Exons: 48
Coding region: 180-5258 (1692 amino acids)
Cellular component (GO): collagen trimer; basement membrane
Molecular function (GO): extracellular matrix structural constituent
Source: RefSeq, a predicted model, not a curated record